AAAAAAAAAAAAACUAAAACCCUAAUUUUCAAUCGAAUUUGGUAAAAUCCCCAAUCUCUCUCUCUCAAUUUCUAUUCUUUUGGCUUUCAGGCGAGGGUUAUCUGCGCGAAUUCUGAAGGAUUGCUCAAAAGAUGCUCGACGUAUUGUCUGCGACAAAACAAAGCCAGGACGAGGCAGAUGGAGCCGGUCGAUCUUCCCCAGCUCCGAAGCGGAUUAAAACUGCAAAAGCGUCUGAAGUUAGCGAGGAGAAGGGUUCAUACAACGGACUGAAGGAUGUUGAAAUUUCUGUUCCAAUAGUGUAUGGAACAAUGGCAUUUUGGCUUGGUAGAAAGGCCAAUGAGUCUCAGUCACAUAAGUGGACAGUCUAUGUGCGUGGUGCAACAAAUGAGGAUCUUAGCAUCGUGAUUGAACGAGUUGUAUUUCAAUUGCAUCCUAGUUUUAGUAAUCCUAUGAGAGUGGUUGAAUCACCCCCAUUUGAGUUAUCAGAAUGUGGUUGGGGUGAAUUUGAAAUUGCCAUCUCCAUUAUUUUCCACUCUGAUGUUUGUGAUGAACAGCUGAACCUAUACCACAAUUUGAAGUUGUACUCUGAAGAUGAAUAUGGCCCUGAGUCAACCAGGAAACCUUUAGCUGCUGAAUCUUAUGAUGAGAUUGUUUUCCCCAACCCCUCCGAUCGGUUCCUUGCUCGUGUGCAGAAUCAUCCCGCUGUAAAAGUGCCAAAACUUUCUGCUACUCAUGACUGGACUCCAGUACCAGUUGAAGAUGUCAAUGAAAAGAAGAUAGGUCAUACCAAACGUCAUUUGCUAAGUCGGUGGUUUAUGAAUUUCUCAGAAGCAGAUGAACUAUUAAAACUGGCAGCAGCUCGUCAGCAGGUGCAAGCUUGUAUUGUAAAGCUGAGAAGACAGUUAAGUGUGAUUAAGGGGCUGCCUCAGCCAUUGAAAUGAUCACUUGGUUUGAUAAAUGUAAAUAAUCCUGCCUGGUUUCUAGGAAUUUCCAUGUCAGCCGAAUUGUAAAGGACAAACCUAUGUAGUGAACUAUUGUCUCAGUUCAGCAAAAAGGAAAACAAAAGGAAAUAUUAUCAGUUCUAUGAAUCAUGGCCCAUUUCCCCUCUUUUUCGUUCA
Diospyros lotus (date-plum) is the source of this 1118-nucleotide messenger RNA. Its product is annotated as transcription initiation factor TFIID subunit 14b. Gene Ontology annotation, biological process: regulation of DNA-templated transcription. Bases 132 to 941 code for a protein of 269 amino acids. The transcript has 6 exons. The record is from RefSeq and is a predicted model, not a curated record. NCBI's taxonomy places the organism in Eukaryota, Viridiplantae, Streptophyta, Magnoliopsida, Ericales, Ebenaceae.